UUGUUUCAGGCCACAAGAACUUUACAACAACGGAAUUCCAAAUUAGACAUAACGAAAGUUGAACGCAUUGAAGUGGCAGAUGAUAACAACAGACAACAACAAAGUAGCUUUCGUGAUGUUGUAAAAACAACAAUGUUGUUACGUACCUGGAUGAUGCCAGCACAUGGCCCAGGCGACCGUCGAACAGAUUUAACAUCUGAAGUAUUCGAACCUCCAGCUGCAACAACAGAACAGAAUAAUGUGAUAGAAGAAGAAGUUGAACGGCUAUCGGGCUGUCAAUUCAUUAAGGAAAUGAUUAUACGAGCUGUGAUGAGAAUCAAGUAUUUCUAUAUAGAUCCAAAUGCUGCUUUUUACUAUUAUUGGUCUUGUAUAGUAGCAAUAGAAGAGGAUACUACAGCUUUUGGUUUUUCUUACUAUAAAGUUUUCGAUCCGCGGUUACCAUCGUGUGAUAUCACUGAACUAGGAUGCCUCAUGGUAGAAGUUCCCAAGACGGAAGAUUUGGAUGACGAGCGACCACUUUAUAAGGAAAAGCUCUAUGAAUACUGGAAAGACAGGUCAUAUACAUAUACUAUGGGUAAUUUUUCUAGAGAAUAUAGUAUGACUAUGUACUGGUCAGCUUUAACCAUCACCACAUGUGGACAACAGCCGUAUCCAUCAAACUCUGGCCAAAACAUGUUAGAAGUUGCUGAUACAAUGAUUGGUGUUUUAGUGUUUGCUACAAUUAUUGGUAGUGUCGGUAGUGUGGUUACAGAAAUGAAUCAGAGUGUGUAUGACUUCCGACAGAAGAUGGAUGGCAUCAAAUUCUAUAUGAAAUACAGAGCUGUUAAUGUGAACAUCCAAGAACGAGUUCUAAACUGCUUUAUGUAUAUGAAUCAGCGAAAUCAGUUGACUGAUGAAGCUGAAUUACUCGAAGUACUUCCGCCCAGGUUACAGGGUCAGUUAGCUGUUAAUUUGCAUAUGGAAACGAUAAGAGGAGUUUCUUUGUUUAGGAAUUGUGAAGCCGGAUUUCUCUAUGAAAUUGUAAUGAAAAUCAAACAACAAAUAUAUAAUCCAAACGAUUACCUAUGCAGAACGGGAGAAAAAGCCAAAGAAAUGUAUAUAGUUAAGAGAGGCAUAUUGAAUGUUAUAGAUGAUUCUACCAGAAAUACAAUCGACACUUUAACAGAUGGAGCAACGUUUGGAGAAAUGUCCAUGAUUCGUCUGAAAGGAUGUUCAUAUGGUGAAUAUCGAGAUUGCUCAUUACGAUCUGAAGGAUACUCAGAUGUUUACAUUUUGAAUCAAGACGACGUGGCUGCUGUUCUUCAGGAUUAUCCAACAGCACGUGAUGUAAUCAUACGAAAUGCUUCUGAAUGGUUAGAAUCUCAGGAUUUACUAACGGACAGUGGCGGAGAUAUCGAUGAAACAUUUAAUAUAUUGUCGGUCGACGAACAAUUAAUUAGAUUGAAAAUUCAAAUUGAGCAAAUUGAUGAUCAAUUGAAUAACAUGUGCACAUCAUUCAACGAAUUGUCAUCGGAUAUGAAAAAGCGAGUGACUAACCUCGAAAUAACAUCACAGAAUCAUAAAAGACGUAUUAAGCGUGAUAUUGCGGGUUAUCGUUAA
Messenger RNA from Auanema sp. JU1783, 1599 nucleotides. The record is from the annotation of a GenBank genome assembly. Lineage: Eukaryota; Metazoa; Nematoda; Chromadorea; Rhabditida; Rhabditidae.